Molecule: messenger RNA, 5916 nt
Organism: Adelges cooleyi (spruce gall adelgid)
Lineage: Eukaryota; Metazoa; Arthropoda; Insecta; Hemiptera; Adelgidae
Exons: 13
Coding region: 735-5717 (1660 amino acids)
Source: RefSeq, a predicted model, not a curated record
CAUUAUAAAUUAUUGUUAAACUAUUGUUCCAUGAUUUGCCCAUGAGGAGCGUUUAAUAUUUAAUACAUUAUCACAGAAUAACCAAAUGACAUUAUAUUUUAUAAGCACAAGUAUUAUAUAAUAAUCCACUCUUGUUUGAAGCAAUGAUAACAUAAUAGUUAUCUAAAUCAAUGGUUAUAUCCUUUUAUCUAUUCUGCGGUUAUAUAUAGUUAUAGUUAAGGGUUGUUAUAUUCUCCUAUUUGUUUUAAAAUAAAAUAUUAAAAUAUAACCAAGUCGACUGUUGGGUGACAUGUGGACCAUACUUUGUUCGUUUGUUGACACUUUUUAAAGAAAGAACAGGGUGUCAUUGUUAGUAUUUUUGUGCUGCCGGCUGCGGUUGUUACUAUUUUGUAAAAUAUUUGUUAGAUCUAUGUUGGUUUUGUCGUUACUUUCUUUUAUAAAGACGUAUUGGUUCAAUGUUAUAUUACUUUUUUAAUUUUAUAAUGGAUAAUGUUUUACUUUUUUUUUUUGUCAUAUUCUAGUACGGUAUUAACAUUUUUUAUAACGUUGAUCGACGUAUCUAGUUUAAAUUUGAAAUAACUACGAACAAAGUAUGUAAGAUAAAUAUUUCUUUAAGAUUUAUGAAUUGCCGCAUUAAUUAAAUUUACAUAAACUUAACUAUAUUACCACGAGGUAAAUGUGAAGAACAAGAUGUUUUAAUUUCUCCAAUAUUUAAUUCUAUUAACAUCAUCAAAAUGACGGAAAACUCAAUAGUACCAUUAACUGAUAAAGAGAUAUAUGUCACUAAUGCACAGUAUGAAGGAUGUUUCAUUAAGUUAUGGGGUCGUUAUCUAUCUCAUAAAAAAUCAAACAUGGAAAAAUCAUUACAGAAUUAUGAAUCCUUUACUAAGGAAAUGAAGACAUUAGAUCUGUUUGGAAACACAGCAUAUUUUUAUAUUUGGAAAUCAGAUACUGAAAGAGUUUAUAGAUGCAACAUAUUGAGUUCAGAUUUACAAGCAAGAACUCAUACAAUAAUUCUUAUUGACUAUGGCCAAACAAUGACUGUUUCUUUUUUGGAUGUUCGAGAGAUAUCAAUGGAUAUAAGCAAUCCUACUUACAAUUUACUAACUCAAAGUGUAUCAUUAUUCACAUUUCUUCUCAGUGGCUUUAUAAGAAAACCAAAAUCUAAUGUUGAGUUAAAUACUUUGUUGUCUAAUCGUUUUUACAAAUUUCGUAAUGAUUUUGAUAUAGGCGGUGUGAAAUUCAUAACACUGCUAAAUUUAGACAAACAAAUACUGGUUGACAGUGGUUUUGCAGAACCUAUAGAUAUAACAUCAACAUUAACAAUUGCUAAUAAUUUGUCUUCAAUUUUAUCAUUAAAUAAGAAAAAUGGAAUAGAAAAUUAUUGUCCCGUUCCUGCUAAACAAUCUAUGUUAAGCUUUUUAAGAUCUCAAAAAUUAGAUCCUGUUUCAGUAACAAAUGUUGUAGUUACAAGAGUGUCUGUUGGUGAAAAUGUUAUCCUUUUGACAGUUAGAACAAUUGACUAUGAGUCUAAUUAUUUACAAACAAAUUUAAAUGCUAUUGAUAGAGAACAAUUAGUGUUAGCACCUGUCCUUGAAGUACAUACACCUUGUUUAAUUCUUGUGCGUAACACUAAUAAGCUUGCUCGAGCAAUUAUAUUAGAAGUAAAAAUAAACAGUUUAUUAGUUGAUUUGAUUGAUUAUGGACUCCGUGAGUAUGUACCUAGAACAACAGUCUUUAAGAUUCCUUCAAAUUUCAAUGUAAUUGAAAUGCGUGCAAUGAGUGUUGUACUAGACAAACCCAAUAGCCAAAUGACGGCUGAAACGGCUAAAGAAUUGCUUCUUGAUAAACAUUUUGGAAUGAUAGCUAGUAAAAUUGAUCCUAGUUAUGGCUUGUAUAAUGUAAAGCUGUUGGCUAAAAAAAAUAAUCAGCUUUCUGAUAUUUUUGAUACAUUGAAUAAUGGAAAUACGUGUUCUUCUAUACUAAGUACAUCACCACCUAAGUCUCCUGAGAUCUGUUCAAUAAUAGAAUUACACGAUGAAGAUAAGAUAGAUAAGAGAUCCAGUUAUUCUCCAGAACUAUCCCAAUCUCAUAAUGACAAAACCAGAAAAUCAUCUGAAUCAGAAAAUUAUCAAGAAGUAAACCAAAAAACAUGUAAGAUGGCUAGAAUUAUUAUUCCUAUAAUGAGUUUGCAAAAAGAACAAUUACUAAGUGAAAAUGAAAUAAAGUGUAAACUACUAUACUACAAAUCGCCAUUAUAUUUCCAUAUGAGACAGUAUAAUUCUAACUUUCAAACUUAUCUUGAACAAAUUAAUUCCACUUUGGAAAGUCGGUGUAUUUUGAAGAAAAAUGACAUUGUCAAAAAUAUGUAUGUCAUAUAUCAAAAUGAUUCAAAGUCUAUUUACCGAGCUCAAGUAAUUAGUAUGGACUCGGAUAUUGAAAAAAUUGAAUUAAAACUAGUUGAUCAAGGCGACGAAAUUGUUAAUGAAGAAUUCAAUAAAGUAACAUUGUAUAAUUUUAUGGAAAAUGACUGCAACAUGCCAGCACAAUUAGUUUUGGAAUGCUCAUUAAGUAACAUGUGGUUUCCACUUCUCAAUACUGAUAUAGCUUCAAUUAUAAAACCACAUUUUCAUGACGAAUCAUUAUAUACAUGUUUUAUAACUGGACAAGACGAAAAUGGACGAAAAUUGGUUCAAUUGAUUGAAAACGAUACUAAUAUUAAUGUUUCUGAUUCUUUACUAAAAUCUGGAAUUGGACAAUACUUGUCAUCUGCAAUGAAAACUGAAGAAAGCCCAUAUGAAGAAAAUAUAUUAAAAGGUCAAAGUUUUUUAUCUUAUAUUUUGUAUUCUCAUUUUAAAUUAUGUAUACAACCAGAACCUAGUUCUAUCGACGAACUAGAAGAAGAAAUUGAAAGACACAUUAAUGAUAAUCCAGUCUACGAGCCAAUGAAUUUGAAUAACCUGCAAGGAACUUUUUGCUUAGCGACUUUAAGCAAUGACCAAUGGUAUAGAGCUUAUAUAACCAACAUUUCAGACGAAUCAAUAAUUGUUAAAUUAUUUGAUAUUGGAUUGUUAACUGACGUCAGCCUUACACAGAUACGACCUAUAACUAGUAGUCUAAUGAAAAAACCCCAGCUUUGUUUAACUUGUGAAUUAGAAACAAAGAAUUUAAACUUCAAAGUAACUGAGAAGACCUUAUAUAAUGUGACUGUAAUUGCUAUUAAAUCAAAUGGAAUUUUGAGUGUCAUUGUGAAUGAACAUAAUUCUGUACCUCUACCUACUCCAGUCGUACGAGGCAUAGAAAAAAUAUCUGUUGUGCACGUUGAUGGUGAUGUGACUUAUUUGCAAAGAGUUGAAGACCGUGAUAAACUUUUAAAAAUGUCUGUAACUUUAUCAAAGAUAAAUAGUAAAGUUUCGUUCAAACAGACAAUGGAUCCAGGUGACAUGUACGUAUUUGAAAGUCAUGGUCUAUAUUAUCGAAGUGUUAUAAAAUCUAUCAGUUCUAAAAUGGUCGUGGUCCACUGCAUCGACUACGGUUUUGAAAAACAAGUAGAAAAAAAAAAAUUACAAUAUAUUGGUCACACCAAAGUUGCGUAUUUACCAGCACUGGCUAUAUCGGUUAAAACUUUCCCAAAGGCAUUUAAUAUGAUAAAUGUGUUCUUAGCUAAUUUACAUAUAAACAGCGAUGGAACAAUUAAUACAAUACCUUACAAAACCAACUCUGUACUUCCUCGAGGAGAUUUAAUUGAAAUGCUUCGAGACAAAUGUUUGAUAAAAUUAACAUGCGUUUAUUCUACUCAAGAUUGUUGGAUUGUUCCUGAUAUGUACUUUGAAAAACUAAAUACUAUCUCUGAAGCGUUGGAAAACAUACAAUCAAAAGUUGUACCAUCAGUAGCUGAAGCUGGUGCUUUAUGUGCUGCACUACACCCACAAACAAAAAAAUGGAAUAGAGCCCUAGUGUUAGAUACUAAUAAAGAAUCUGAUAACAUAUUAUUUAUAGAUUCUGGUGAGCGUUUUAAAGAAGUAAAAACAACAAAAUUGGCUAGUGAAUUGCAAAAUAUUCCGAAUCUGGCUAUAAAUUGUAGAAUAAAAACAAAUGUUGAUUUAGAACAAUAUAUAAACAAGACAGUUCCAUGUAAACUAUUAUCAAUUGAUCAACCUUUAAUAGAAUUUGAAUUGUUGCUUGAUGAUAAAUCGACCAAAGUUGAGACUGCAUCUACAGCAGUUAGUUGGACUGUAAAGAUUAUUAAAUUUCAUUCGUUAAAUCAUUUUUAUGUUUCCAAAGUAAUAGAUUGUAAUUCAUCUCAAGUUAGACCUAAUGAUUUACUCGUUGAAAAAUUAACGUAUCACUGUUGCGUAGAAGAAAUUGAUGACUGCAAAAUAAAUGAUCCAAAAAAUUCAAAUGUAAUUUCAGAUAUUUUGACUUCUCGUAGUUGGACAAUGAAAAUCAUGAAUAAUCAACAACCCUUUUUGGUAACAUUAGAAAAUAAUGGACAAAAUUGUAGAGAUGUUAUUUAUGCAAAAAUAAGCAAUAAAACAUUGUAUGAUGAGUCAACAAAUAGAUCAUCAAAUCUCGAAUGUCAUGUUAAUUCAAAUGUUAAAAACAUUAAACUAAAUGUAGAAAAGCAAGUGGAAUAUGAUAACCCAAGUGCAUUUAAACAAGAGCAAAGCACUUAUACUGUCAAUACUCUUGAAUCACAAAUUGUUUUACCAGAAUCUGAAUGUGUUAUUGUUAAACAAGUUGACACUCUUAAUUGGUUUUAUGUCCAUUCUAUAAGUUUAUCAGAACUAUAUAAGCAGCGUAUUACUAAUGAACUAGAUAUGUGCAUAAUUGAAUUGCAAGUUAAUCAAAGUUCAGUUGGCAAAGUUGUAGUUACGUUCAGUGAAAUGUUAGGUCAAUGGUGUAGAGCUGUAGUGGAAGAAAUCAAGUCGAAAGAAUCAGUGUAUUGUUAUUUGUUAGACUUUGGAUUGUAUGAGGACUGUUCACAAUUUUAUAGGCCAACUGAAUUUCUUCAUCUAUGCCCAUACCUAGUGAGACGUUGUGCAUUGUUCGCCCCAAAGCUGGAUGGUAAAGAAAAAGAAAUAUGGUAUUCUGAUGUUACUGAAAUGUUUAAAGAUAUAACAGGCAUCAAUGGGCUCAAAUUAGAUAUGACUGUUAAAAAUGAUGGCUCCCCCUGUUUGAUUACACUUCACUUAGAACAAAUUGAAAUAAGUGAAAUGCUACUUCCUAUGCUUGUUGUAGUUACACAAAUAGAAUCUUUUUGUGACUUUAAAGUUCAAACUGUGUCUGCCGAUCUUAAUACCAUGAUAAAAAUAUUGAACAAUGAAACUAUAGCUUUAGUGCCAGAAAAUGAUCCAAAAUCUGGUCAAAUAUAUUUAGCACAUAUUGAAUCAAAACUCAAACGGGUAACAAUGGACACAUUGGGCGGAAUUAAAUAUGUUGUUAUAGAUAUUGAUGAUACAUUGGAUGCUGUUUCAGUUGACUGUUUGUAUGCACUUCCUCAGGAAUUAAAAGAAUUUCCUCCUUUUACUUUGCCAUGCGCAUUGAUUUUAGAAGACGAUCAUAAAAAAUAUUCAUUAAAUACAUUUAAGAAAAUAGCUAUGGAUAAAAGAGAACCAUUUACAAUGUGCAUCUUAACAGAGACUGAUGGAAAAUCUCCAAAUUUAGUUAAACUUUAUUUUGAAAACAGGAACAUACAAGAUUAUAUUAAUACAUGAAUAGCUCUACUUAUUAUACUUACAAGACAUUUCUGUUGUUCAUUAGUUUAUUACUAUUGAUAAUUAAAAAAAGUACCUGUUUAUUUUUAUGGUGGAUGUUAUAAUAUAAUAUUAUAUUAUUUUUUAUCUUGUGUUAUUUAAAAAAAAUAUGUACGUGUAUAAAUUAAAAAUUAAAAAACAGUUGUUAAUUUCUUACCUA